AUGACACAGCCAUCCAAGGCAACUCUAAAACAAUUCUUGGACGCAUUUACAGAUAUAAGUGUCAUACCUGUAGCUCUGUCUUCCGCUCUUUUAACUUACUACGAAGCCAUUGCCAAUGAUCCUGAGCUUGCACGUACAGCAACCUUGAAAUGCAAGACCGUUCUCAAAGAGUACUCUAACUACAAUCCUGAAGUAGUAACUAGAUGUAGUCAAUUUCAGACCAUUCUAGAUGCUCCAAAAACCCCCCAAAACUUGAUAUUAGAACAUACCAACUUACAGACAGUUACAGACACACCAUUCAUAAGUUCUGCACAGCACAUGGCGAACUUGAUUGUUGAAGAAAUAGAUUUGGCGGAUUACAUAGAUGAUAACGAUAAUUAA
Messenger RNA from Lachancea dasiensis, 381 nucleotides. NCBI's taxonomy places the organism in Eukaryota, Fungi, Ascomycota, Saccharomycetes, Saccharomycetales, Saccharomycetaceae. The record is from the annotation of a GenBank genome assembly.